AUAUACGACAAUGCAAGUUUAAUGUUUGAAGUGUUACAUGAGCUGAGGGAAGCUUAUUCGUUGGUUUCUUAUAGGAUAAGUAUGUUGAAUAAUAAAUAAAACACAGAAACGAAAAAGGGGUUUAUUGCAAAGAAUUAUGGAGAAUAAUAUUAUUCUAUCCGAAAUUGAAUUGAGAAAACAAUUAUUCGAAGCAAAGGCCGAAACCAAAUUAUGGAAAAACAGAUAUUUGAAGAUGUCACAAGAGAAGUCAAAUCAAUUACAAACAAUUGAAACGAAUCUCAUGCUGUUGGAAGCAAAGUUGCUGCAAGAACGAAAAUCAAUUAAAAAAAAACUGAUUCAACAGAAUCGCCUUUUAAAAGAACAAAAAGAUAAAAUAGAAAAACUUACUGCAGUGAAUCAGAAGUUGCUUGCUGCUAUGAUGGUAAUCAGAUAUCAGAAACCUUCCAGAGAGCAAAUUCGAAACGGUUCAAUGAAAAAGAGCAAUAAACAUUUAGACACCGAUAUUUUCAAAUUAGAGGAUACGUUGGACAAGAAAACGGACACUUCUGAACCCAGAAAAACAAAUAGACAUACGAUUCAUAAUCCCCUUUCAGUGAAUGGAAGCGAAUUGAUAGCCUGUCGAGCAAGGGCUUAUGCAGAUCAAGUAGGCAGGUCCGAAUCGGAGAAAAGUCCACGAACGUAUUCAGAGAAAAAGUCUUUAACAAAACGCCCAGCUCACAGAUCACAAAGUUUACCACACGGAAAAUAUUCGAUCAUGCUUUAACUUCAUCAGGCUAAAAUUCUUGGUGAUACAUAAAAAAUGUGGAUCCGAAUUUAUACAAAGCUUAUCGACAUCUAAGUCAUCCAAUGUAUGUACCUAUGUUCGGCCACGAGACAUGUGAAGUAACUUUCUGCUGAGAUAUCUUCAGCACAAAAUGUCAAAAUAUAAGACGCAAACUGGAAGCAGAAGCAAUAUUCCUACUGGUAAUUCUACUAUAAAAUAUCGUGAAUAUUGCAAAUUGAAAUCCUCAAUAGUCACGAUGCGAUUAGGUAUUACUAGAUUUUUAUUUAAAUGAAUUCCCAUUGGAUAAUGUUGAGCACAUCGUGCAGGAAAAAAAAGGGUGCUCAUUUUUACGAAUUCGCGCAAUAAUUGUGCUACUUUACGAUAAUUAUUUAACUAUCGCGUCUAUUGCUUUGCUCAUUCUUCAUGCUUUCUCUUUUAUUUAUUUGCCAAAUAUACACUGUGUAAUUUAUCUUUCGCUUCAAUAAAUGACGACGUUUUUUGA
This is a messenger RNA of Styela clava, 1265 nucleotides long. NCBI's taxonomy places the organism in Eukaryota, Metazoa, Chordata, Ascidiacea, Stolidobranchia, Styelidae. The record is from RefSeq and is a predicted model, not a curated record.